Molecule: messenger RNA, 2535 nt
Organism: Toxoplasma gondii ME49
Lineage: Eukaryota; Apicomplexa; Conoidasida; Eucoccidiorida; Sarcocystidae
Product: alkyl hydroperoxide reductase/ Thiol specific antioxidant/ Mal allergen, putative
Exons: 1
Coding region: 1226-1816 (196 amino acids)
Biological process (GO): response to oxidative stress; hydrogen peroxide catabolic process; cellular response to stress
Cellular component (GO): cytosol
Molecular function (GO): thioredoxin peroxidase activity
Source: RefSeq, a predicted model, not a curated record
UGGCAAGACGCGGAGUGUUUAUGGAGAAGAAUGCUAAGGAGGACGGCCUCGAGGAAUCACGCUCAUUUCCAUGUUCCAGCCACAAGUAUAAGGGAAUCUACAGUGUAGUAGUCGAAACCAGUUUGGGUCAGGCCUCUGUCAAAUGCGACGGACAGCACGCGUACGGCCAUGUUUUGCCGCAGGGCUUUAGAUGCAUUGUCCAGAGUAAAAAACACAGAAGUUGCAAAGGCAGCUGAAUAGGGCCCGUGCGCACCGUUUCAUAAGCCUUGCAAAUGAGGUACAUUACUGGAAUGUUCUUCAUUCUGUUCUGGGCCCACGAAUCACAACGCUAAUCCAUUGCUAAAAAUGUUACGCGUUGUACAGAAGGAUGUCUCUUGCGAUGCCACGAUUCCUCCGAGUCGUACCUUGUGUCUGUGCUCCAAAGCACUAGUUCUGCAUGUACGGGACUCCCUCGGAGGUUAGUCCAUCAUACGAUAGGCAAUGCACGUGCCGGUUUCGGGAUUGAUUUGCAUAUGGGUUUGCUUACCGCUCGGCGACGGGUUGGAUGAAGGCGCCGGUACAUCCAGGGUCUUCCGCCUUCCUCAUCCAGACACGGUGAAUUUUCUACGCAGCCGUGUCCUACUGAUGAACGCGUACCGUGUGGCUAAAGUAUUGAGCUUCGAUUAGCCUCGAGAGAAAGCGAUCCCAGACCUUGUCCAAUUUGUCUCCGAAGAUUGCGGUUGUCAAACUGCGGCGCCAUAUCUUAUUGCCGCUUAGAAAAGAUGUCCGCUUUUGUACGGUAUGCCUUAUCAGAAGCUACUUCCCCCGCUAUCUGGCGUCCUUAUUUAACGACUCCUCCCUUGGUAAUGCAUUGAUGUAAAUUAUGGUACAAGCACUCCGCUAUUUUUGAGAGACACUCAGGAGCCCAAAAAACCAUCUUCGAUUGUGUCUCUCUUAAAGGUCACGUCUGGGUUCUCCGGCAAUGUCUGACGCCGGGGGGGUACAACUCCCCGUCUCCCACCACCCCUCUUUGCUCGUCUGAUUGUUGCGGGGUCUACUGCACACGCUUUUGACAAAGUACGGGCGCGGCACUAGCUGCAGGCGCCCUUUGACAGUGACUUCCUUCUUUCUUGUUUUUUGCCGCUGCACGCAACUCUCCCCCACUCGCGUCGCUUGGGAAAACGUUCUUUCUCUCCAUUUCGCGCGACAUACCCGUGAAAACCAAAAUUUUCCCAUCUUCUGCAAAAUGCCGGCCCCGAUGGUGUCUCAGCCAGCACCUGCCUUUGAGGCAGAAGCUGUGAUGGCGGAUGGAAGCUUUGGAAAAAUCUCGCUCUCUCAGUUCAAAGGAAAGAAGUACGUCGUUCUCUUCUUUUACCCCUUCGAUUUCACCUUUGUGUGCCCUUCAGAGAUCCUGGCCUUCCACCGUUUGCAUGGCGAGUUCGAGAAACGCGGGUGCCAGCUCCUCGGCGUCUCUGUCGACAGCAAGUUCGUGCACAACGCCUGGAGAAACGUGGAAUUGAAGGAUGGUGGUAUCGGAAAGAUUUCCUUCCCGUUGCUCGCCGAUGUCUCGCAUAAAAUGGCAGAAGAUUACGGCGUUCUGCACCCUGAAGGCAUGGCCUUCCGUGGCCUGUUCUUGAUCGACAAGGAAGGUGUGCUGCAACACUGCGUUAUCAACAACCUGCCUCUGGGCCGAAGCGCAGAUGAAGCCCUUCGCAUGUUGGACGCUCUUCAGCACGUUGAACAGUAUGGAGAAGUCUGCCCAGCCAACUGGAAAAAGGGGGACAAAGCCAUGAAACCCACUGCCGAGGGAGUUAAGGAGUAUCUCGGAAGCAAGUAAUCGGCUCCGUCCACUUAGGUGUGUAUGUACGCAUGUAGCCUACAUUUUUUCACACGUUUUUACUUGCAUGGUGGUACUGUCUGGAAUGAAGAUAUCACGGUAAAACCUAGUGGCGGCCAUUUCGAAGAGAAGCGUAGACUGUUGUUUUCCAAAUCGCCUGCGGCAUGCCCUUCCGAAGUGCCUUUGUAUCACAUCGUACGGGACUGCAACUGCUGAAGAUUUAUCCCGACAAUAGGGAUGUUGUUCGUGAGCAACUCCGUUUUUAUAAUAGUUAGAACGAGAAAAACCGAAGUCCCAUCUCCACGGAAGGUCGCAAUUGGAACUGUUGUCGUCACAUUCGUUGCUGGUCUGCUAACAGCAUCGUUGUUCGAGUACAUGCUGUUUCACAGGAGCCUGCAUGUCCUACCACUAUGUUUGUCGUUCAGGCUGUUAGAGACACUUAGUGGGACAAGGGGGGUGAUUUACAGCAACAAACACAACUGCUGAUCUCUAGAUUUAGUCGACACCAUGUAUGGGAAAUAAAGCUGCAGAUAUCUGGUGUUAUGACCGAACACCGCUGUAACAGGACCAGCAGCCACCUUCUACAGUGCUGAGCAUACUCGUAUGCGAGUCGUAUCUUAUUUAUGUUGCAUGUACAAGUGCGUUCAACGUUGUGGCAGGUUUGAUACUGUAAGAGUUUAUCGGACUGCACCUCUUUCGUGAAGGGUCUGCCUUUUUUG